This is a messenger RNA of Indicator indicator, 1979 nucleotides long. RefSeq names its product serpin B6-like. The transcript has 7 exons. Gene Ontology annotation, biological process: negative regulation of endopeptidase activity. Lineage: Eukaryota; Metazoa; Chordata; Aves; Piciformes; Indicatoridae. Gene Ontology annotation, molecular function: serine-type endopeptidase inhibitor activity. The record is from RefSeq and is a predicted model, not a curated record. Gene Ontology annotation, cellular component: cytoplasm. The coding region runs from base 69 to 1208 and encodes 379 amino acids.
GUGUGCGUACGUCUAAAUAAGCUGAAGGUAAUACUGAAGAGACACAGACUUAGGGAAGGUUCUGAACCAUGGAUAGCCUCUGCAAAGCAAAUACCACUUUUGCGCUUGACCUCUUAAGAAAGCUGUCUGAGAACAAAAGCAAGCAGAACCUCUUCUUUUCUCCUUUGAGUAUUUCCUCUGCUUUGUCUAUGAUUUUGCUGGGUUCCAAAGGUAACACUGAAGCACAAAUAGCAAAGGUGCUUUCUCUGGACAAAGCUGAGGAUGCUCACAAUAACUAUCAAUCACUUCUUGCUGUAAUUAACAAUCCCAACACCAAAUACAUACUGAGAACUGCUAACCGCCUUUAUGGAGAAAAGACAUUUGAGAUUCUCUCAUCAUUUAUAGAGUCGAGUCAGAAACUCUACCAUGGUGGACUAGAACAGACUGACUUCGUGAAUGCCUCAGAGGAGUCCACAAAUCAGAUAAAUGCCUGGGUAGAGGAAAAGACUGAAGGUAAAAUUCCGAACCUGUUGCCAAAGGGGAUUCUGGAUUCACAGACCAGGCUUGUGUUGGUGAAUGCCAUCUAUUUCAAAGGCAACUGGGAAAAGGAGUUCAACAAAGGGAAAACAGUAGAAAUGCCAUUUCACAUCAAUGAGAAUGAGACCAAACCUGUGCAGAUGAUGAUGAUGAAGGACAGAUUUAACAUGACCUAUAUUGGUGACUUCCAAACCAAAAUCCUUGAGCUCCCUUAUGUUGGUAAUGAACUCAGCAUGAUCAUCCUGCUCCCUGAUAAAAUUCAGGAUGGACCCACUGGCUUGGAACGUCUGGAAAGAGAACUUACAUAUGAGAUGCUGAUAGAUUGGAUCAAUCCUGAAAUGAUGGACUGUACGCAGGUGAGGGUGUCUUUACCCAAAUUUAAACUGGAAGAAGGCUAUGAUCUGAAACCCCUUCUGAGCAGCAUGGGAAUGCCAGAUGCAUUUGAAUUAGGGAAGGCAGACUUCUCGGGAAUCUCAGCUGGCAAUGAGGUGGUGCUCUCCAAAGUGGUUCACAAGUCUUUUGUGGAAGUCAAUGAAGAAGGCACUGAAGCGGCAGCUGCCACGGCAGGAGUGAUGAAUCUGCGCUGUGCAGUGAUCACUCCAGAUUUCACUGCUGAUCAUCCCUUCUUCUUCUUCAUCCGGCACAACAAAACUUCAAGCAUUUUGUUCUGUGGCAGGUUUUGCUCUCCCUAGAAGGACAGAAGAGCCACCAUUACACAGUAACUUCCGCCUUCUCUAAAAUAGGGCUACUCCUUUUGCACUGUCUCUUCCAGCUGUGCCUGAAUCCACUUCUGGGGUCUUCAGCUCAGGCUUAUAUAAGAAUAACCGAGCUACUUACACAUACACAGCAACUGCCAUUUAGAUUCUUGCCCUAGGUGCAGAGUCUCUAGCUCCCUAUGAGAUGAGAAACACCCCACCUGCUCAGUGAAGGCUUCACCUCUUCUUGCAGUUCCCCUUACAGGUUCCGUUUUUUGUGGCCACCAUGCAGUGAAGGAAGAACUUAAUUUUGUUUCCAAGGAGGCUGAGUCACAUCUUUAGCUCCCCUCCCCCCUUUUCCGUUCUCAUCCCUUUUUCUUCCACACUGAUACAUUUAAUGACUUGAUACAUUCCCUAGAGAUGGAAAGAGUCUCUCUGAGCCUGUUCCAAGUAUUGCGAAGCAUCCUGAGUAGGCAGGGAUUUUGUGGAUAAUAACUGGACAAGCACUUACACAAGAAUGGGAAUAAAAUGUGUCUUUGCACCAGAUGUCCUUACAGGGUGAGAAGUGUUGUUUUUUCACCAGGGGACGCUGAGGUUUAUUACCUGUCACCUAGUUCUAGCCCUUUAACGAAGAAUGUAAUAGAAAACCAUAUGGUGCCUAUGCAACAUUUAAAUGACAAAGCUUUAAUGCUCAUAUUUUUCCUGUUCAUAGUUUCUGAACACUGCAGUGUAACUGAAUAAUACCAAAGACAGCUGAAAUAUCUUUCC